Centropristis striata (black sea bass) is the source of this 5393-nucleotide messenger RNA. RefSeq names its product NACHT, LRR and PYD domains-containing protein 12-like. Gene Ontology annotation, molecular function: protein binding. The record is from RefSeq and is a predicted model, not a curated record. The coding region runs from base 1 to 3597 and encodes 1198 amino acids. The transcript is spliced from 13 exons. NCBI's taxonomy places the organism in Eukaryota, Metazoa, Chordata, Actinopteri, Perciformes, Serranidae.
AUGACCCCCCUCCCAGACCUGACCCAGGACAGAGUCCCGGUCUCCCCAUUGUUGGCCUGGUUCCCCAACCAGGAGCUGCUGCUCAAACUCAGCGAGAAGCAGGACACCAAACAAUCAGCGCCCAGUCUGGAGCUGUCGCUGUCGCACCUCAGCCAGUCUCCCAGCACGACAGCCAACACUGAAGCCGUUUCUGACCAAACUGAAGCAAAAAUCCGAAGGUGCCGAGAUGCACUGAAAAGUUUCCUUGAAAAUCAAACGAAGGAUCUAUCUCAGGGAACAAAGGACGAAGGAUGUUCGACCCCUUUAAACAAGAUCUAUACAGAGCUUUACAUCACAAGAGGAGGCAGUGGGGAGGUUCAUAGUGAACAUGAAGUGAUCAAGUUAGAAUGCAAAAGGAGUCCGAGUGAGGAGAAGAACAUCCAGCUGUGUGACAUUUUUAAACCUUUAGCAGAAGAAGAAAGCCCUCCUCAGAGAGUUCUGACGAAGGGAAUCGCUGGCAUUGGGAAGUCGGUAGCUGUGCAGAAAUUCACUCAGGACUGGGCGACCGGAGAAGCCAACCAAACUACUGACUUUGUCUUUCCAUUCACAUUCAGAGACUUGAAUUUAAUAAAAGAGGACUGUUCUCUUGUGUCGUUAGUUAGUUCCCAUUUUGAAGAAGUGGAGGAUUUGGAACCAUCAGACUACAACAGUUCAAGUGUUUUGUUCAUCUUUGAUGGCCUUGAUGAAAGCCAGUUACCUCUGGAUUUCAAGAAAAUUAGGAAGUGCAGAGAUAUUACAAAGCUCACAACAUUAGACGUCCUGCUUACAAACUUAAUCUCAGGGAACCUGCUGCACAAAGCCUCGAUCUGGAUCACAAGUAGACCAGCUGCAGCCACUAAGAUUCCUCCUGAGGUCUUCAACAGAGUGACCGAGGUACGAGGCUUCGAUGAUGGCCAGAAGAAGGAGUACUUUCAGAAGAAAGUUACUGACAAAAACAUGUCUCAGAAGAUACUCAAUCAUCUUCAGUCAAAGCCACUGAGAAGUCUCUACAUCAUGUGCCACAUCCCAGUCUUCUGUUGGAUUUCAGCCUCGACUCUCCAGAGUCUCUUAACAGAAACUCACAAAGGUGAGUUGCCAAACACUGUGACUGAAAUGUACACACACUUCCUGAUCAUCCAGACGGAGCUGAAACACCAGAAGGAUUAUGAGGAAGGUGAAUCGGACAAAGAAGUCAUCAUGAAAUUGGGAAAGCUGGCAUUUGAACAGCUACAGAAGGGCAACAUCAUCUUCAAGAAAGAAGACGUAAAAAAGUGUGAGAUUGACUUGAAACAAGCUACAGUUUUUUCAGGAGUUUGUACAGAGAUCCUCAGAAAAGAGUCUGGACUUCACAAACAAGAGAUUUACUCUUUCAUACAUUUAACUGUUCAUGAGUUUCUUGCAGCUCUGUAUGUCUUACAGACCUUCAUCGAUAGGGGAGAAAAUCUGCUCACCAACUCGACAAAGAAAACACAGUUUCCUCUUUUCCUCCGAAAGACCUUCAGAUUCAUCAUAAAUCUGCUCACCAACUCGACAAUGGAAGCACAGUUUCCUCUCUUCCCCCUACAGAAGAGCGCAGUGGAUCUGGCUUUGGACAACAAUCUGGGACAAUGGGACUUGUUCCUGCGUUUCCUGCUCGGCCUGUCACAGGAUAAAAGUCAGAAGCUUCUUCAGGAAGAAUUGGAAUUCAAAGGAAUUCUUCAACAGAGCAACAAGAAGACAAUCGACUACAUUCACGAGAAGAUCAAGAAUCUGUCCAACCACGACAAGAGCAUCAAUCUGUUCCAUUGUUUGAAUGAGUUGGGUGACCGGUCUCUGGUCAAGCAAGUCCAACAGUAUCUGAGCUCAGGAGAUGCUAGUAAGCUGUUACCUGAACACUGGUCAGCUCUGGUCUUCCAGCUGCUCGUUUCCAAUGAUGACCUGGAUGUCUUUGACCUGAAGAAAUACCACAGAUCAGAUGAAGCUCUGGAGAGGCUGCUGCCAGUGCUCAAAGCAUCAAAGACAGCUUUGUUGAGUGACUGUUACCUCACAGACAGAAGUUGCAGAAAUAUUUCAUCAGUUCUCAGCUUGAAGUCUUCUGGUCUGGAGGAGUUAGACCUGAGCAGAAACAGACUGCAGGACUCUGGAGUGGAGCAGCUCUCUGAAGGUCUAAAAAGUCCCAACUGCAAACUCCAAACACUCAGACUGGUUGACUGUGAGUUUACAGAGAGAGGCUUUGCUGCUCUGACUUCCAGUCUGAAGUCAAACCCCGCCCACCUGAGAGUCCUGGAUCUGUCAGAUAAUGACCUUAGAGACAGUGAUGUCAGAGACCUUUGUGAGUUCUUGGCAGAUCCAUGUUGUCGACUGCAGACACUGAACCUGGAGUCCUGCUGGUUACCAGCAGAGAGCUGCCGGUCUUUGACCUCUGACCUCAGAGCCUCCUCUGCUCUCAAAGAGCUCGACCUGAGCCGGAACUACCUGGAGGACCAGGGGGUGAAGCUGCUUUCUGAUUGGCUGAAGAAACCCCAGUGUACACUGGAGAUACUGAGACUUGCUGGCUGUGAGUUUACAGAGAGAGGCUUUGCUGCUCUGACUUCCAGUCUGAAGUCAAACCCCGCCCACCUGAGAGUCCUGGAUCUGUCAAGAAAUAACUUCACAGACAGUGAUGUCAGAGACCUUUGUGAGUUCUUGGCAGAUCCACGUUGUCGACUGCAGACACUGAAACUUGCUGGCUGUGAGUUUACAAAGAGAGGCUUUGCUGCUCUGACUUCCAGUCUGAAGUCAAACCCCGCCCACCUGAGAGUCCUGGAUCUGUCAGAUAAUGACCUCAAAGGAAGUGAUGUCAGAGACCUUUGUGAGUUCUUGGCAGAUCCACGUUGUCGACUGCAGACACUGAACCUGGAGUCCUGCAGGUUACCAGCAGAGAGCUGCCGGUCUUUGACCUCUGACCUCAGAGCCUCCUCUGCUCUCAAAGAGCUCGACCUGAGCAGGAACUACCUGGAGGACCAGGGGGUGGAGCUGCUUUCUGAUUGGCGGAAGAAACCCCAGUGUACACUGGAGAUACUGAGACUUGCUGGCUGUAAGUUUACAAAGAAAGGCUUUGCUGCUCUGACUUCCAGUCUGAAGUCAAACCCCGCCCACCUGAGAGUCCUGGAUCUGUCAAGAAAUGACCUCAAGGACAGUGAUGUCAGAGACCUUUGUGAGUUCUUGGCAGAUCCACGUUGUCGACUGCAGACACUGAACCUGAACUACUGCAGGUUACCAGCAGUGAGCUGCUGGUCUUUGACCUCUGACCUCAGAGCCUCCUCUGCUCUCAAAGAGCUCGACCUGAGUCAGAACCGCCUGGAGGACGAGGAGGUGGAGCUGCUUUCUGAUUGGCUGAAGAAACCCCAGUGUACACUGGAGAUACUGAGGUUGUCAUGGUGCACAGAGAGACACUGUGAGUAUCUGGCCUCGGCUCUGAGGUCGGACACUUCACAUCUCAGAGAGCUGAAGCUGAGCUACAGUCAUCCAGGAGAAUCAGGUCUGAAGCUGCUGACAGACAUAAAGGAGGACAAACGUUACAGCCUGCAGACACUGGAAGUGUCAAAGGGGUAUAUUUGAGCAUGAACGUUGACCAAAAAUACACUAAUGGAUCAUUAUCCUACUUUAGUCUGAAACAAAUGAACUGAACUACAAAGUGUGUGUCACAGUGACCUCAGAUGCAUCCUGAUUCUUCUCUCCUUAAAGAAUCAGUGCUCAUCAGGAGGGGAGGUUCUAGUGAGGCAAUAAGGUUAUUAAACAUGAAAUAAUUAUUGUUUAUGACUACCUACAUUGACAGACACUUUUCAGAUGACAGGACAAUCAGCACCGGUUCCCCUCAAGGCUGCGUCCUUUCUCCUCUGCUCUACUUCCUGUUCAGGACUGUCCUCCCUUUAGAAGCGAGGUUGUUUCUACAAGCUCUCGCGCGCCCUCUCGCGGCCAUAGUAAUUAUGAAUGAAUGAAGUGGUUUUAGGCUGGUAGAUAUCCUGCUAGCAUAGCCAGUUCACUAUAACGGUGCGCUAUCUUUCUAGACGAGGAAUGUGCCAGUUGUCCACGGCAGAUGACAUCACCUAUUUACUCUCCUUUUGUCAUAAAUGCAGGCGUAUGACAUUAUGUUGAAUAUGUUCUUCUAUAUGAAUUAAGUUUUUGUUCCAUGUUUAUUAAGAAAAUUUACUAAAAAGCUGGAAACAGUAAACUGGAAAAUUAUUUUUUAUUUUACAAUAUAUUUUUUCGUAUUAUAAGAGGCAAAUUUCAGUUUAAAUAACUUUUUUUUCUAAAAGCCAAUAAAUGAUCAAUGUAUUACUUUAUAGAUGCACUGUAUUUUUGUGUAAAAGAAAUAAAGAGACAGAGGAUUAUCAAUAAGACCGGGAAUACACCAGUUGUCCACGGCAGAUGACUUUACCUAUUUACUCUCCUUUUGUCAUAAAUACAUAUACCAACAAAUCCUGCUAUUACCAAGAGCUGAGCAGUGUAAAGUUGUAAAGAGUUCAACAUUUAACACAAGACACAACACAGAGGUCACAUAUGGAAAGUCAGAGGGGCAUACUAUAUUGUGUGUUUGAAACAUUUGAUUGGCGACAUAAAGACAGAGACAGUAACACGCUCUCUUUGCAUGGCAGAGCACAGGCUGUGAGGGAUUGUGCAAUCUAAGGUGAUGCUCAGCUUGCUGCUGCCUCAAAGUGCAUCUCUUCCCCGUAUUUGAACGGGAAAUUAUAAAAUUCAGUGAUUUUUAGUAAGAUAAAAAACAAUCAUAAUUGUUUAAGUUAAAUGGAAAAUUAGUUUUUAGUUCAAAACAUUUGAUAAAUAUAACCAUUUAAUUUAUUUGUUUAUAAUAUAUUUUAUUUUCCCCAUGCCUCUCCUGACAUAUCACUGCCUCUUUCCACUGUUGCUCCUCCUCUUACUGCAGCUCUGCUGUUUGGUUUCCUCCCUCUGAUUUAAACAGUUAUUGUGAAAUAGCAGAGUGCUCUAUGGAGCGAAGGAGGUGCUAAACCUAACAGGUAGGAGGAGGAAAGCUUUAGAAAAGGUGCAGCUUACCUUUUAUCGUUUGUGUUUAAAGUCUCAGAUGCCUCAGGUUUACAUCAACCAGAUGAGAGUUUACUUUAUUAGACACAAUAACAGAGACUUCACAGGUAUGGCAUGAAAAUUAGAGCAUCAAGUAAUAAAACAUGUGUCUAUACAAAUUAACUUAAUUCCGUUUCAGAAAUAUAGAAUAUGUAACUCUGGUUAGCUAAAAUAUCAUGACAACAAAGAAAAAACUGUUUAUACCUGUUUUCUGUCAUGUUGUAUCGGGCUGCAACAAUUAUUUUCAUUAUUAAACCAAUCUUUCCAUCAUUUCCAUGACUAUUCAAUUAACCACCUUGACAAUAAAAUGUAAGGAA